Messenger RNA from Mytilus trossulus (common blue mussel), 1650 nucleotides. RefSeq lists its product as uncharacterized. NCBI's taxonomy places the organism in Eukaryota, Metazoa, Mollusca, Bivalvia, Mytilida, Mytilidae. The coding region runs from base 447 to 1172 and encodes 241 amino acids. The transcript has 2 exons. The record is from RefSeq and is a predicted model, not a curated record.
UUAGAAACAUAAAAAUUCAGUCAUCAAGACUACACGCAAGUGUGCGUAGCAGUUCUUAAGUUGUAUCUUUAUUUUUGUGAAACUAGGUAUAUCACUAUAAAGCGUUUUGAGUAAAUGUAAAAUAAGGAGUUUACAGUUUUUGCGUCUAUAGAUAACAAAUUGUUUUCUAUAGAAUUAAUGAUUUUCUGCUCGACUUCAAUUAUAUUUCUCAGUUAAUAAUGAACAUAUAUUGAAAUGUACUUUAGGUGGAUAGUGUUUCAUUGACUGGAAUCUAAUGAAGUCAAUUCUGUGAUAUACUUGAUUAUUUUUAUAAAAGAAGAAAAUGUUUAACAAAUGGACGGUGAUACGUUAUUGAAAAGAAAAGUGGAGUGAAGUAUUUUGUUUUGAGUUUUUAAAAUGAAGCGAUAAUUUAAAAGUUCACAAAUUGAACAGUUUUGUAUUGAAAGAUGGAUAAACAUUAUUCCCAAACAUCUCGAACGAGCACGAUGAGUACUAGGGACCAUAUAUUCAUAACUCCUGCUGUUUUAUCAGGAUUAAGUGACAGUCCAUUGCUUGGAGUAAAAAGAGUUGACAUUAGUUUUGUUCAGAAAGAUACUAAACGUUUGGGACCUAUCAAGAAGAUUAUAAAACAGAGAGUUAAACCUAUUACGGAAGAAUCUCUUUCAGAUCACAGGACGAUGGGAAGUGAAAGUGAUGGCUAUGAUUUUUGUGAUGAUGCAAUAGAAAAAGUAGCUAAGGCUAACUCAGUUCGUUUGGAAACUACACAGAUUUUACCGGAAGUGUCAGCUUCUACUUGUGCUUUUCAUACAAAAUCAGACAGAUUAAAGAACGAAUUGUUGUAUAUGUCAAAUCACCAUGCGGGACAUUUACCACAAAAACGUUUGAGACCUAAAGCUGUGUCUAAUAUACCAAUAAAUCCUCGAAAACGAAUUCCAAAAAUACCAUCAGGAAUGGAUAUAAGACAAUUGGAAAGAGACAUUGAAAAAUAUCCCAAGUUUCCGUCAGCCUUGCCUGGGCACAUGCCGUCAAAAGAGUUUGUAAUGACAUGGUUAUUACAUGGGUCAGAACCUGAACACCACUUUCCCGAACUAACUACUCCAAGAGAUAAAAAACCGUCCAAAUUAAAACAACACAAAUUAGGUGCUUAUAGAAAUACGUUCGUUAGUGAAUGAUAUAUGUAUAUCAGAACUACAUAUAUAUGUAUAUUUAAUUGAGCUAGAUGCAACGAAAUUAAUAUUGUCGUCAACAAUGGAAAAGAAAAGAGUUUAAAGGUUUCGUCUCAUUGAAACCUUGUCGUUAUCUAGUAUACGAACAAUCGGAAUCAAAUGUGUAAGCUUCAUCGGAAUCAAACGUGCACACAUUGCUUCAUCUGUGCAUGGAAAUUAUAAUUGUUGUUCGAAUCAACUGUGUACUCAAUACUGAUUCGUUUGCAUUAUUGUAAACAAUAUACAUAUGUAUUAUUGCAAACAUGUGCAAUCAGUUAUUUUCAUUAUGUCUGAUUAAUAUACUUUUAGAAUAAGAAUCGGUGAAUGUCCUCAACCGUCAUUUGCCAAACACCUAAUUACGAAUUAGUUAUGAAUCUUCUGGGCAUAUAGGAAAACAAAGUAAUUUGCCGAAGUUUAGAAUGAAUCUUUAUGACACCAUUGCAAU